This is a messenger RNA of Phacochoerus africanus (Common warthog), 1149 nucleotides long. RefSeq names its product Krueppel-like factor 17. Lineage: Eukaryota; Metazoa; Chordata; Mammalia; Artiodactyla; Suidae. The record is from RefSeq and is a predicted model, not a curated record. Gene Ontology annotation, biological process: regulation of transcription by RNA polymerase II. Gene Ontology annotation, molecular function: DNA-binding transcription factor activity, RNA polymerase II-specific; RNA polymerase II cis-regulatory region sequence-specific DNA binding.
AUGGAGCAGGGGGCCAAGGGCCUGAGCCAGUGGCCUGUGGCUCUGCACCAGCUUACAGAGGACACUGAGAAGUCACUGUCCAUCUUGGACAUGUCUUCAUCUCCAGGAAGUGGUGGAGUGCACACCUCUUGGAACCAUGGCCCAUCAGGCACUCAGCAAGUUCCUCAGUGACAGAGCUUGGCCUCUGCUCAGGCACCCAGGCAGAAUGCCUGUGAAAUGGGGCAGCAGUUCAGUAUGUCACUUUCUGAGCAUGGUGUGAGCUACUGCUCUCAAAUGACUUUCACUGCUUCCCAGAUGAUUUACAGUCAGGGAAUGUCUCCUUCCCAGCCAGGAAUGGGGGUUUUCAAGGGCUCCCAGGCGAUGCCCUUAGGAGAGCCCAGUAUUUCAAGUGUGGGUGUGACCUUCAGUGGGAAUCUAAGCAUGCCCCACAGUGGGCUGCCAGUCUCACCUCCCAGUGGAAUCCCAAUGAUGUCCCACAAUGGAAUGUCAACAGUGCCUUAUUCUGGCCUCCCAACAGUACUUUCCAACGGAGACUCUUUAACACCUAAAAUGUUUUUGGAUCCAACCAUGCCUUCCACUGAGGUUCAGGCAGUAUUCCCCUCUUUGGCCCAGAUGUUGCCCUCUAGAAAUCCUCAGGACUUUGGAAUGCCCCCAGCUGGAUCUCCAUCACUGCUGGCUUUGGAAUCCCAGGGCUCUCUUGCGAGCCAGCCAGUCUCCCAGGAAGACUUUCCUAAGCACCGCUUAUGUGCACCAUGGACAGAGGCACAGAAUUCCAGGGCCCAAGAAAGGGCUUCCAGGAGGAGCUCUCCCAUUUCAAGGCCUUACCAUAGUAAGUACGAGAACUGCAGCAAUGCUUAUAUGAAGUGCUCCCACCUCGUGAGUCACCAACGUAAACACACAGGUGAGAGACCCUAUAAAUGCACGUGGGAAGCCUGUACCUGGUCCUUUUUCCAUUCCCUUGAACUUGGAAGGCAUACUCGAAUACACACCAGAUAUCGACCACAUAAAUGUGACCAGAGCAGCCAACAGUUCAUGAGAUCUGACCAUCUCAGGCAACACCAGAGGACUCAUAUGCAGGUGCCAAGAUCCCCAUACCUGAAGGCAGACAAUGGACAUAGGGUUGGUCCUCUUCCAGCUCCUCAUCUUUAG